AUGUUGAAGGGCCAGACACAAUCGAGCGAGCUGCAGGCAUGUUAUCUCCAGGAACGUGGUCGGACACAGCAGGCUGUAAUUUUCAAUCUCCUCACACGCGACGAUGCCAAAAGCAGCAAAGACAUCGCACUAGCAGCGCGAAAGGACAGUUACUCGAUGAAGACUAUAGCGAUCAUGACUAUGAUCUUCCUGCCUCCCACCUUCUUCGCUACUCUUUUCGCUAUGCCUUUACUGAAGUGGGACGAGCCAAAGGUCAUACAGCCAAGCUUUGGCAUCUACUGGGCUGCCUCUAUACCAACCACUGUGGCAGUACUUCUGAUCUGGCAUUGGAUGUCAUCUGAGAAGACUAUCUUCGCUGACGCAUGGAGGUGGAACAAACACGAGAGGCACGAGGUCGACGAAGAUAUUGACCUUGAGGAGGCUCAAAUUAGGAGGAGCGUCCUGUGUCACCCUUAUAGACUGAGAUAUGGGUCGAAGCAGAAGGGGGUGUAG
Molecule: messenger RNA, 492 nt
Organism: Alternaria arbusti
Lineage: Eukaryota; Fungi; Ascomycota; Dothideomycetes; Pleosporales; Pleosporaceae
Exons: 2
Coding region: 1-492 (163 amino acids)
Source: RefSeq, a predicted model, not a curated record